UUACAUCUGGCAACAAGUGCAACAUCGCGAGAGUGACGUAUGAACGGCAGAAGAGACGAAAACGAAAGAAAAGCCUUUCUGUGCCGUUGUUAUCUUCUAUCGUACCUGAAGAAUGGAGACAAACGGCCAGGCUAAUGGGCUUAAAUCAAAAAAGAAAGAAAACGGAGACGUCAAGGACAACCUAUGGUCUUCGAUUCUAGAAGAGGUCCAAAACCAAGGGAACACAAAACUACCUUCAAACAAAAAUGUUUUAGUUUUGGGUGACAAUGAGACUGGUAAAACUACUCUGGUAGCAAAAUUACAAGGUGUUGAAGACCCUAAGAAAGGUUCGGCACUCGAAUACGCGUAUAUAGACGUUAGAGAUGAUUAUCGAGAUGAUCAAACACGUCUCAGUGUAUGGGUGCUGGAUGGGGACCCAGGACACACAAACCUCCUCAAGUUUGCCCUCAGUGAGGAGACGUUCCCCCACACACUGGUACUCCUCACAGUGGCGAUGACCACGCCAUGGGGUAUCCUGGAUCAGUUGCAGAGUUGGGCUUCGGUGCUCGGCGACCAUAUAGACAAAUUAGAUCUCACACCGGAACAAAGGUUACAAAGUAAAAAGCAGCAAGUACAGAAAUGGCAGAGGUAUACGGAGCCGGGAGACGAGCUGGAGCCCACAGCAUCCUCGCCCAUGAAGAGAUCGUCGAGGAACCUGUCAGAUGACUUCGACAAUGGCGAUGAGGAUGACUGUCCUCUGCCUGAGGCCGUACUUACUACCAAUCUAGGACUUGAUAUUGUAGUUGUGGCAACUAAGACUGACUACAUGAGCACCCUGGAAAAGGAACAUGAUUACCGCGACGAACACUUUGACUUCAUGCAGCAGUGGAUCCGGCGGUCUUGUCUGCAAUACGGAGCAGCUCUCUUCUACACCAGCGCUAAAGAAGAUAAGAACUGCGAUCUUCUGUACAAGUAUCUAACGCACAGGAUAUACGGACUGCCUUUUAGGACACCAGCGUUAAUUGUGGAGAAGGACGCCGUUUUGAUACCGGCUGGCUGGGACAGCAUGAAGAAAAUUAGCAUAUUGUAUGAAAACAUGCAGUCGUGUAAGCCAGACGAUUACUACAGAGAUGUCAUCGUGCAGCCUGUUAUACGGAAAAGUGGAGCGAAUCGCGAAGCCGAAGUACAGGCAGAGGAUGAACAAGCGUUCCUACAGCGACAGUUGGCGGCGCUGCAGGCCGGCGCCCCCGCGCCUCGCGCUGACUCGCCGCUACGUGCUACACAACGUGCUACUGCGCAGCUCGACGGCGCAAAAAUCGGCAUGGGACCAGGCACACCUGGCAACGAAGGUGUUCUAGCUAACUUCUUCAACUCGCUGCUGUACAAGAAGACGGGCUCCCCGCUGGGCCGCGCGGAGGGCACGCCGGCGGCGGCGGCCGCGCGGAGUGACGCGGCGGCUGAACUGGAUCGUCUGACCAGGGCCAAGCGGCCUCCCCAGCCGCCGCUCGAUCUUAACUCCUCGUCUGAGUGCUAGCGGGAUAAGCACAGGUACAUGUAGUGAUGCGGUUCGGACCGCGGCAGCACGCGUCACGCUACAGCCGGUGCCGGUAAGCUCGCGACUAAGGCUUACUGCCCAUACGUAUUCGGUUCAUACUUAAACGGUGGACAACUCAACUAAAAACAACCACCAACGCAGAUUUUUGAAAGAUUGGCUACUUCAUUUUUCUUCAAAACUACAGAAUAACCGAAAACGCAUAAUAAAUAGGAAUAAGUCUCAUUCUAAAAGUCAAUUUUCCAAUUUUAAAACUAACAGUUUUUAUUUUUAACGCUUUCCAUGUUGAAAUAAUUAAAAAAAUAUCGUACUUACCAAGUUUGUCCAUCACUACAUCGUGAGAAUCUCUAGCUAGAUAAUCGUAGAUACAUCGAAACCGGAUCAGCAUUUUUGUGUUGUAAACACACAGAUAGACAGGCUGUUGAUAUUUUGUGGCAGCUUUGAAUUGUCAGUCUUUCAAAAAUCGGAAUUAAUGUCGGCGAGAAGUGCAUACUGUUUAGUGUUACCAAUAAAUAAAUCAAAAAAGUAUUAUGGUAAUUUUUGGGUAAAUAAAACAACACAUGAAAUAAUCCCUAGUUCAUGAGUAUAUAUUUUCGAAGCGGUAACUCGUAAACACUUAGAUGCAGGCUUCGCAAAAGCUAUCUUUCUUCGUAUGAUGAUAAAAUUCUAUUGAGAUUGUCUGUAAAAUUCACCUGGCUUGAGACAUCACGAUUUUCUAUAUCUAGUGAUAAACUAAUAUUUUCAGCUGUCAGCCAUGCUUACAGAACUGCGAUUUGCCUGCUUUGAAAUAUAAUACUUAUAAGCUCGAAUAAUCUGCUGUUACUUAAGUUUUAAGUCGUACUUAAUUGCUUAAAUCGCUAAAAAAUACUAUUCCUACAAGUUGAGAAAACAUACUAUUUUCUUUAUCUUGUAAUUCAAAGUCUCGGCUUAAAAUUAAGUGACGAUAAUUUCUUCCAGAACUUUCCUAAAGUAUUAUCUACACAGUAUAGCACUUUCCGUCGAUGUAUCCUCGGCUUUGAGUCGCCACAAUACCCACACGGCGAUAAGUGAUUGUAUUAUGUAACGACAAUUUAGAUUUUAUAUUAUUUGUAAAAUUAACUCGAAAGGGACGGGACGUUUUGGGUUCAAAUGUUGAUGUUUAGAAAAGAAAAUAAAAUAUAUAUUCGCUUGAAAUGUUUAGGAGCUUAAAUAUAGAUAAAGGUUACCCUCUUUAAUCAGUAUUUUUUUUUAAUAAAUUAAAUUUAAAUUCAGUGUUUUUGGGUUGUUUACAAGCUUUUUUACAAAUAUGAUGCAGUGUGAUUUCGCUACUUUGUUAACAAAAUAUUUCAAUGUUCUGUUAUUACUACACAAUUUUGAAUUCGAAGUAAAACACUUAGAUGUCUAACUCCAUAGCUGUGUACACAAGCCUUAAAAUGUCGUAAAAAAUCCACACCUAUAAUAAAAAUAUAAUAUGUAGAAUCUAUGAAAUAUUAAAGUUUAUUGUAUUGUUACAACUAAUAAUUGUUGUAAAUAGUAUUUUUUACAAAUCGUAAGACCCAAAACCGUCUCUGCCCUAAGUAUAGGAACAACGUUAUUCAUACAUUUCCAUUACUAUCGAAAAUAAAUGAGAAUUUAAUUUAAUUUCCUAAUUAAAACGCAACGUUUAUUUGUAACAUUGUUUAUGAUAUUAAAAUAAGUAUUUAUUUAGUUAGUCUGAAGUUAGUGCUGGGAUACACGAUUCUAUUUGUACAACAUCAGAAAACAUUUUCACCAUACAUAAAUUACAUUUUUACUAGCAUCAUAUAAUAUGGUAAAUGGAAAGAAUUCUGCACACUGACGAGAACUGUCAAAUUGCUGUAAGCAAACAGAUCAAUCUUUGUUGUCAAAACAAAGGUGAUUACUGUUUGACAGGGUGUCCAUUAUUUAGUUUCAGAAGUUCUUUUUCCUCUGUAUUUUCUAUACAGAAUUUCGUUUGUGAAAGAGGUGUUAUUACCACAUUGCUAAGCUACGAUUUAACUUGAGAUCUUUUGGGUUGUGGCUUUUUCAAUGACAGUAAAUAAUGGAUCCGUGUAACCCAGCACUUACUGCUAUACGAUACGAAAAACAUUAUCCUAGUGAAAGGUUUUGUUAUCACCUGAGAUUACGGGAGUUCCACACGAUCUCCCGAGAUGACUGGCGGUGCAGUGAUACAUGGUUUUAUGCACAAUCAAGUCACUAUUUGUACAAAACAUUCAACAGUGUAUGCCAACUAAUUAACUACGUUGUAAAACAUAUAUUUUUAAUUAUUUGCUCAUCAAACUUUUAGAUUCGCUUUCCCAAUUGGACUCAAUGGUGACCUUUAUUGUGUUGUGGUAACCGAAUUUAUUUAUUAUGGAAUUAUAUUGAAUAUUUGGAUUUUUUUUAAUGUCCCAUCCCUAAUGUAUUGUGUUUUUAUUUUUACAUUGUGACUGUAUUAGAUUGGAUUUUGUUCACACGUGGUGCAAUACUGAACAUUCCAAACCUGGUUUGGUGCUUAUUGUAAUAGUAAAAUUAUUAUUAAUUAACAUGGAGUUUCAUUUGACGUUUCUUGCCUUUGCUCUCUUCACGUUUCGGUUAGGAACAUUAUGCAUUAAAGGUCACUAUUAUUCCAAGAUAACAUUCUAAUUUACCAAAAAUACAUUCUGUAAGUAGAUGGAGUACGAAAUCAUAUCGUAGAGUACUUAAACGUUUUAGCAAAUCCAAAUGAUAAUGAAAAUAACAGAUGCAAAAAGCAUGGCUUUUCCUAAACUUAAUAAGUAUUUAUAUCGAUUAAUAAAAUAUCUUUCAACUUAUAACUUAUUAACGUGAAUAGCUUAGGUAUUAAUUAAUUUUAGCAGUGUUUUUUGACAAAAUUAUGGGAAAUAUGCCCUUGCUUUGAUCUCCAAUAGACUUGGUAAAAGGGUAUUGGCAGCUAGAGAUGUUUUGAAGAAGUAGCACAUUUUCUCGAUAUACUUAAGAACAAUGCUUUAUUUGCUACGUAAUAAAUAUAGGAUUGCUUCUUCUUUCGUUUAUGGUUUAAGCUUUUGUAAGUUUUAAAAAGUGUACGUCAAAUCUGAGAAAUUAAUGUAAUUCGUAUACAUGGAUGAUGUGAUGCCUUCUUUCAUUGAAUUCGGCAAAUAAACUUGAGUGAUGUUGCAAAAGGGAUAUUUUAGUGCAGAGGUAAAAUAAAAAUAAAUUUGUCAAAAAACACAAAUAUGUUAUUAUUAUAAUAAUAAACUCAUUUGUAUGAUAACGGAGAAGUAUUGGCAAGUUUUGAUAUGAAAUAUUUGUACAAGUAAAUGAUGUGGUUUGAAGCUAAAGGCUGGAUUAUUGUCUAUUUUUAUAAAGGGGAUUAAAUGUUAGGUGGCUAAAAUGCAUAAUUUUAAUAAACAUAGACUAUUUGUGAGCUGUGGGGGGUUUCUUCGACCACUUUGACAGGGUAACUCGCGGCAGUGUUGCCCUAUGUUGUUACAAAUAUUUCCCCAGUUGAUGUGGUCGCCUAUUUAUACGUAUAUUUAUUAUGAAUAGUAAUCAAGUAUUUUUAUAUAAUUGCAUUGUAACCCUAUGUAACUCUAACAGCUUUUGAAAAUUUUGUGUACCUAAUUCGGUGAAUGUUCUAGAACGCAGAUAACUUUUUGCUCAUUUAUUUUCUACUUUUAACAUUUAUGUACUAGUCAAAUAUCAGUUUGUUUUAUAUUGAUUAACGACUACCUACAUCUCUUUCUGUGAUAUAUUUUUUAUGUAGAACAAAAUAAUUUCCUUUUUAAUCUGUUCUGUGUAUGAUGUAUUAGCCACAUAACAUCCUCAUAUAGGCAUAGAUUUUUUGUUUCCCGCUCAACUGUUACGAGAAAGACAAAUUCUUUUUUCUUUUGUUGAAUUUUGUUUAGUUUUAAAAAUAUUCGUAACAUAAAAUAUUUUAUGCAUUAUUUUUUCCGAUUAAAAUUAAAAAAGUAUUUAUUUAAAACAUAGACUAUAAUGAAUAGUUGGCUGUUUAGAAAAACAAUGCCAUUUCGGUUGUAAUGAAUACAGUUGAAGCUAUAAGGCUUAGUGAUUAGUUAGAUUCUCAAAAGAUAAUUUUUGUUACGCUUUGCAAUAGGUUAGAUUCCAAUAUUUAAUAGCAAAACAUUUUAGUUUAACUAUGUUAUUUAAAUAAAAAAAUAUUACUAAUCUAUAAGCGAUGCGCGAUGGUCUAAUGGCCAAGAUCGAACGAUUUAUUUCUAUUUGAGUGUAUAAAAAGUAUUUAUGAUAAUAUGGAAUUUUAAAAAGUAAUAAAAUGCAGACAGUGAGCAUCCAUAAUGUACUGGUGACAUUUUUUAUGUUUUCCAUCUCACUAUUUGGGUGUAACUUUAUUGUACAUGGAAGCUUUGGGAGUCAAAUUUAGUACUUAACUAUGCGUAAUAUUCAGUAAGAACUCAAUCACAGGCAAGGAGGUCCUUUCACUCGAGGAUCUUUCUGAUUUUCAACCUUAUUACUAAAAAUAUAAGGUUGAAAAUUACAGCCCUCAAGAAAAACUAAAACAAAUGACAAUCUGAUAGCAUGAGGAACUAUAUAGAAUCAAUAAUACCACUUCUUUGACACCCAAAGCUUCUAAAUCUUAUCGCACACUCAUCUCUGUAAAUAUCCUUCCUUUACAGAGCUAAUGCAGUGAAUAUCAAACACUUAUUGUAGUUGCAGCGGUUAUGUCUAAUUGUAAGCUUAUAGGCGAUACUGUACAUAAUUUGAAUAAACUAGCACGGGAACUGUUCUGAUCAA
Messenger RNA from Helicoverpa armigera (cotton bollworm), 6259 nucleotides. RefSeq names its product cytoplasmic dynein 1 light intermediate chain 2 (gene Dlic). Bases 113 to 1513 code for a protein of 466 amino acids. NCBI's taxonomy places the organism in Eukaryota, Metazoa, Arthropoda, Insecta, Lepidoptera, Noctuidae. Gene Ontology annotation, biological process: microtubule cytoskeleton organization; microtubule-based movement. Gene Ontology annotation, cellular component: cytoplasmic dynein complex; centrosome. Gene Ontology annotation, molecular function: dynein heavy chain binding. The transcript is spliced from 10 exons. The record is from RefSeq and is a predicted model, not a curated record.